AUGGAGCUUCCGCCCGAUGCCCGGCGGGGCAACAGCCGCGCGGCUGCCGUGAGCCCCUUGGUGCUGCGCGAAAUCGUCGCCGUGCGACGCGCGCAUCCGGAGCUGGCGAACGAGCACAUCGCGACGGCCGUCAAUGCGCAGUACGGCACGCGCCUCGGCAGCAGCGACAUCGCGCGGCUCAACCGGAAGGCCACCGCCGAAAGCAGCGUAGGGAAGAACAAGUUCGUUCGUUAUAAGAACGCGGAGCUUGAAGCGGAGUUAGCGCGCUGGACGCGCGAGAGGCGGCUUCGUCUCGAAGCGUCGCGGGCAGCGCGGGGGAAGGCGGAGGUCCCGAGGUCGAGCAUCGUGAGCCUCUUGCAGAAGUACGCGCGGCGCGUCGCAGAGCGGUUCGGCGUGCCUCCUCUGUUCGAGUUCGAGCGCUGGUGGUGCUGCGAAGUGCUGCGCGACGCGGGUCUCGACGAGUUCGGUCACGAAGUGGGCACGCGCGCGGGGGAAGAGGGGGGAACGCGCGACACGCAGGGGGAGAAGCAGGACGACCGCGUCGCACGCGAAAACGGAGAGGCGCCGGACUCUGCUAGUGCUGGCGAAGGAUGCUUAGGCGGCGCGGCGGGCGAGCUGAGUGCGGGCAGAGAUGGCGGGGGCGAUGAGGGCGGAGAGGGCGACGAGGCGCAGGUACCUGCUGGCGCACCGUCGUGGGCGCGGGGCAGCGCCGCGGCCGUGCGCUCCAUCGGCGGAAGCAGCAGCACGACCAACGGCGGGUCGGGCGCAGCGGUGAGUGCGGUAGCAGCGCGCGUGCGGUACGAGGUGGCGAUGGUGGCGUGCGUGCGGCCGUUCCUGAGCCCCAAGAUGGUGGCGGCCGCCGUGCACGCGCGCUACGGGCUGUGGCUCAUCCCCAAACACGUCCGCCUCAUCGCGCAGGAGAGCCGCCGCUGGGUGCGCGCGGACGCGGGGGGGAGCGCGCCAGGCGCGGCGGACGCGGAGGAGAGCGCGCUGGAGGAGGCAGUGGCGCUGUGGGUGGUGGUGGAGGAGGAGGGCGCGGGGCGCGCUGUGAGCCGCGCACAGCUGGUGGGCAAGGCAAGGGAGCUGGCACGGGGGUGCGGCAUGGAGGAGGGGCGGUGCAACGAGGCAUGGGGCGUGGUGGUGGAGCGGCAGCUGCCAGGCGUCACGCUGAGCCGCAUCAGAGCCAUCUGCCUCGCCGCCCUCGCGCGCCCCCACCUGCCCCACGCUCACCUGCUGCACGCCAUUGCGCAGGCGUGGGGGCUGGCGCUCUCCCCCCUUGACCUGCGCGCCAUCCUCGCCCAGACCACCAGGUGUGCCCUUCGCCCCCCCCACCACCCUGCACGCCAUUGCCCAAGCCUGGGACUGGCGCUCUCUCCCCAUGGUCUGCUCGCCCUCGUUGCCCACACCACACCUCCAGAUGAAACACGUGAAGCAGAUGAAACGCAUGGAGCAGAUGAAACGUGUGGAGCAAUUGAAACGCGUGGAGCAGAUGAAACGCAUGGAGCAGAUGGUUUAAGGAUUGCACAUAGAGGGGAAGUGAGAGGAGAAGUUGCAGGAGAAACGAGAGAGGUGGGAAUUGAUAGAAGUAGACAAUUCGAGAGAGGACAUGAGCGAGAUGAGAACGAGGGAGGGCAGCAGGGAGAGGAGGCAAUGGGUGGCGAGUUGCUAUGUGCAAAGGAUGGGGGGGCAGCGGUAGGCAUGCCAGCAGCAGCACUGGUGGUGGCGGCGGUGCGGAGGGCGCUGUGUGAGUGGGUGGCGGAGGGGGUGGUGGCGCGGCGUGCGGAUGAGGAGGAGGCGCGGGAGCAGGCGGUGGUGGUGGGCGCCGUGCAGGCCACGUGGGGCGUGCACGUGGGCGAGGAGGACCUGGCGCUGCUGUGGCAGCAGCGCGGCGAGCUGCUGGGCCACGGGUGGCAGGCGCGCAUCACAGCACGGCUCGCAGGUGCUGUGCAGCCCACGCACGGUGGGGAGGGGAGGAGGGCGGAGGUGGGCGGGGAGAAGGUGGAGGUGAAGGCUGGGGGGCAGGUGGGGCAAGAGAAGGGGCAGGUGGGGCAGGGGAAGGGGCAGGUGGGGCAGGAGAAGGGGCAGGUGGGGCAGGAGAAGGGGCAGGUGGGGCAUGAGAAGGAGCAGGUGGGGCAGGAGAAGGGGCAGGUGGGGCAGGAGAAGGGGCAGGUGGGGCAGGAGAAGGAGCAGGUGGGGCAGGAGAAGGAGCAGAUGGGGCAGGAGAAGGGCGUGCAUGGUGACCCCAGCGCUGUGCUUUUGCAGUGGGUGGCGUGGCGGGACGUGCGUGCACUGCUGCACGCACUGGACGGGCCACAGUGGCACGGCAUGCUGCUGGCACGCGUGGCAUUCCAUGUGCGCCAGGGUGCAUGCAGGAGCGGGCAGGACCACUGCAAGGUGCAUGGGGUGGCGGGAGGUGCAUGCAGGGACGGGCAGGGCCAGCACACGGUGCAUGCGGUGGCGCAAGGUGCGUGUGGUGGCGGUGGAGGGAACGGGAAGAGGAGGCGCGAGCAGGAGGGAACGUGGGUGCGAUGCACGCGGCGAGAUCGCAGUUGGACUGCUGAUGCUGCUGGUGGCGGUGAUGGUGGUGAUGCUGGUUAUAACGAUGAAAACGAUGAUGAUGGUGGUGAUGAUGAUGGUGGAGGUGGCAUGGGAGUAUGGGCACACACCCAGCAGCCAGUGGGUGCUGGAGGGGACCCUGCAGGGAGGCAGUGCAACGCAGCGCCUGCCUGGAAGGCACGGGCCGUUGCUCCCCGCCCCACCCCUCCCACAGGAGGCGCAGCGCCGGCAGCAGUGGGAGCAGCAGCGACAGUGAGGGUGGGGGCGAGGGGAGACCCGCAUGGGCAGAGCACAGCAAGGGGCGUUGCAGCUGACCCAGCACCUCAUGCAACCACUCGCAGCACAGGGGGGCUCUCAGCCCAGUCCCGCACAGCCAUGCCACCCAGGGUCCUAUCCACCCACCUCCUACCAACCCACCUAUCAACCCACCUCGUACCAACGCACCUCGAAUCAGCCCAAUUCUAA
Messenger RNA from Closterium sp. Yama58-4, 3021 nucleotides. The record is from the annotation of a GenBank genome assembly. Lineage: Eukaryota; Viridiplantae; Streptophyta; Zygnematophyceae; Desmidiales; Closteriaceae.